AAUCAUGUCGAUGGGAAUAUCUACGGAAAGUUCGGAUAUUAAUCCGGACGAUGUGUUGAAGAUUCUGGUGGCCAGUGACAUACAUCUGGGGUAUGAGGAGAAGAAUCCACAGCGAGGGGAAGACAGCUUCUUGGCGUUUGAGGAGGUUUUGCAGCACGCGGUGGAUAACGAUGUGGAUGCUAUUCUGCUCGGUGGCGAUUUGUUUCACAUUGCUAAUCCUUCCACGAACACGCUAAACCGAUGCCUGCGGCUACUGAAAACGUACACGCUCGGAGACAAACCGAUCCAGCUGCAGGUCCUGCGGGAGGAGAAUUUAUCGUUGGCCGAUACGCUUAACAGUGCGCUGAAUUACGAGGACCCAAAUAUCAAUGUAGCUAUUCCGGUGUUCUCUAUCCACGGUAAUCACGAUGAUACGACCGGUUUUGGGCACAUCAGCGCGAUGGAACUGUUGGGCACAAACGGAUUGGUGAAUUAUUUCGGCAAGUGGAACGAUUUGAACAACGUAGUCAUCAAGCCAAUUAUGCUGAAGAAGGGAGAAACAAAGUUGGCGCUGUAUGGGCUUAGCCACAUCGCAGAUGGUCGGUUGAGCCGACUUUUCGACGAAUCGAAAGUGUUCUUGGAGAGACCGGACGAUCCCGGAUGGUUCAAUAUGCUGGUGCUUCAUCAGAACCGGGCCGAUCGAGGGUAUAAGAAGUAUCUGCCAGAGAACCUGCUGCCAAAGUUCCUUAAUCUGGUCAUCUGGGGCCACGAGCACGAUUGCCGUAUACAGCCGGAACAGAACGCACUGCAUGAGUUUUUUGUAAGCCAGCCGGGUUCCACGGUGGCCACCUCCCUGUCGGAGGGUGAAUCCAUCCAGAAGUGCUGCGCGCUUCUCAGCAUUCACAAGGAUCUGUUUCGCAUGGAUCCGAUUCCGCUGCAGUCUGUUCGGCCGUUCGAGUUCGAAACCGUCGAUCUGUCCACGAAGAUCGAUGAGCUCAAUCUGGGGUUCGGUGAUGUGCAGGAGAAGGUUAUGAACUUUGCGACAGAACGCGUUGAAGCGAUGAUUGAGCGUUCGAAGGCCAAACUUACCGGUUACGAGCGACAACCGACGCGUCCAUUGAUACGGCUUCGGUUGAUAGUAUCGGAAGUAGAGCAAGAGUUCAAUCCGAUCCGAUUCGGGCAGCAGUACACGGAGCGAGUGGCCAAUCCGCUCGAUAUGAUUCUGUUCCAGAAGAAGCUCUAUCGGACGAAGAACGAUUCCGUCAAGCUGGACAGCAAGGCCUUCGAAGAAGUAUACAAACGAAAACAAAACGUUACCCGGCCGGAAGAUGUGGUCGAUCAGUAUUUUGCCGAGGCGGCCGAAGCCAACCAGUUGGAGGUUUUAUGUCCUCGUAGCAUGAAAGAACUGUGUCGCCGAGUGGUCGACCACGACGAUGAUGAUGCGGCCGACAAGAUCCUCAAGUUCUACCAGAGCAAAGUGUUUGAUUUCCUAAUGGCCUCCGAUUCACUGAUAGAGGAUAACGUGGACGAAGUGUUAUCGGGAUUCCAUGAGAAAGAGGACGAAAUGUAUCAGGAUAUGUUGGCUAUGCUGGAUUCGCGCGCGCAGAGAUCAUCCGAUCCUAUGCACCGACUCCAUCCCAACAAGAAGACUGUUGAUCCGGAGGAGGAAGAGGAGGACGAUGACGAUGGUAGCGUUAGUGCCAAGAGAAACACCACCAAAACGGCCCGUGGUGCUGCCAAAGCAGACCGUGGAGCCAGAGGACGGGGAGCUACUGCAACUAAAACUACACGCGCUACAUCACGCGCUGCAUCGAAGGUGGCCGUGACGGUCCCGAGUACGGCUAGGUCUCAAUCCUCGAUUGCUUCUAUGUUUAGCCAACAGUCCUCGAGCAAUAACACCAUGACAACCGUUGCUAGCCGAUCCUCGAAACGAAAUGCUCCAGCAGCACGAGGCCGACGCGUCCAGUAUGACUCGGAUGCGUCCGAUUGAGAGAAGAUUGUUGUUAUGUAUUUUCUCAUUGUAAUAUUUAGUUCUAAUUCG
Molecule: messenger RNA, 2020 nt
Organism: Anopheles darlingi
Lineage: Eukaryota; Metazoa; Arthropoda; Insecta; Diptera; Culicidae
Gene: mre11
Product: double-strand break repair protein MRE11
Exons: 2
Coding region: 5-1969 (654 amino acids)
Biological process (GO): mitotic G2 DNA damage checkpoint signaling; double-strand break repair via nonhomologous end joining; mitochondrial double-strand break repair via homologous recombination
Cellular component (GO): Mre11 complex; nucleus
Molecular function (GO): DNA endonuclease activity; 3'-5'-DNA exonuclease activity; manganese ion binding
Source: RefSeq, a predicted model, not a curated record